Molecule: messenger RNA, 552 nt
Organism: Prunus armeniaca (apricot)
Lineage: Eukaryota; Viridiplantae; Streptophyta; Magnoliopsida; Rosales; Rosaceae
Source: the annotation of a GenBank genome assembly
AUGGAAUUGGCUCUCAGAAACGCCAAGGCAGAAAGGCUCCUCAUUACCAACGAAUUCGACUUGGCCAUUAAGGCCGUAUACCAGGCGAACCGAGAAGUCAGGGCAAUAGGGGUGGCAGCCAACACCAUCUUCGGUCUGACGACCGAAGAAAGGGCCCGGGUAAGCCGGCUGGAUGAUUACUUAGCAGCCAGGGAUACGUUAGCUAAGGCUAGGCAAGCCCUCGAGGAGGAAGUAGGGACCUCAGACCCCCCUAAGACCAAAGCGGCCACAGACGAUACCCCUGGGACUGCAAGGCCUAUGGCCGAGGGCCCCGGCGACCUUCUCUUUUGUCACGAGGUCGAGGCUGACCCCGCGUUGGGAAUCUCCGAUGACGACUACGAUGGGAUCCUCGGAAUGAUUGAGGGAAAAACCCUCGCCAGUUGGCGGCCACGAGGUCAACAAAGAGGCUGGUUGGGGAAACCAGCGGAAGCCAAAGGAGGUCAGCAUGAACAUGGUUUUGGUACUGCCGUCCGAGUUUUCGACCCCAAGAGACCAGACCAACGGCCUGGAUAA